Molecule: messenger RNA, 2481 nt
Organism: Haemonchus placei
Lineage: Eukaryota; Metazoa; Nematoda; Chromadorea; Rhabditida; Trichostrongylidae
Source: the annotation of a GenBank genome assembly
AUGGCCGAAGGACCAGCUGAGUGCGGCGUGCAGGUCUUCUGCCGUAUUCGACCACUAAAUAAGACCGAAGAAAAAAAUGGCGAUCGAUUUCUGCCCAAAUUUCCGUCCGAAGACACGAUUUCCAUCGGGGGAAAAGUAUUCGUGUACGACAAAGUCUUCAAACCGAAUACAACCCAGGAGCAAGUUUAUAUGGGUGCAGCCUAUCACAUUGUCCAAGAUGUUCUGUCGGGUUACAAUGGAACAGUAUUCGCCUACGGUCAGACGUCUUCUGGUAAAACUCACACAAUGGAGGGUGUGAUUGGUGAUCAAGUAAUGCAGGGUAUCAUCCCACGGAUAGUACAGGAUAUUUUCAAUCACAUCUACACUAUGGACACUGAACUAGAAUUUCACAUUAAAGUCUCUUACUUUGAAAUUUAUAAUGAGAAGAUUCGUGAUUUGCUAGAUCCUGAAAAGGUGAACCUUUCGAUUCAUGAAGACAAGAAUCGUGUCCCCUAUGUGAAAGGAGCCACUGAACGAUUCGUAGGAAGUCCAGACGAAGUAUUACAGACUAUUGAGGACGGAAAAAGUAAUCGAAUGGUUGCCGUUACUAAUAUGAAUGAGCACUCUUCUCGUUCUCACUCUGUUUUCUUGAUAACUGUAAAACAGGAACAUCAAGCAACAAAGAAACAGCUUGCUGGCAAGCUAUAUUUGGUAGAUUUAGCAGGUUCUGAGAAGGUCAGUAAAACUGGUGCUCAAGGGACUGUAUUAGAAGAAGCGAAAAAUAUUAACAAAUCUCUCACAGCACUUGGUAUCGUCAUUUCUGCAUUAGCCGAAGGAACGAAAUCUCAUGUACCCUAUCGAGAUUCGAAACUCACCCGAAUUCUUCAAGAAUCUCUUGGAGGAAACUCACGAACGACUGUCAUCAUUUGCGCGUCUCCUUCACAUUUUAAUGAGGCCGAAACCAAAUCAACCCUUAUGUUUGGUCAGCGAGCAAAGACGAUUAAGAAUGUUGUCCAAAUCAAUGAGGAGCUCACUGCUGAAGAAUGGAAACGACGCUAUGAGAAAGAAAGGGAUAAGGUCACUCGUCUGUCUACUGUUCUUCAAGCUCUCAACCUGGAGAUGACACGAUGGCGAGGUGGCGAACGAGUUAGUGAGGCUGAGUGGAUCAACCUCAAUGAUACUGCUGGACUUUUGGCUGUAUCCGACACACCUACAGAUUCCACAACUCCGUCAAUGGAAAGAUCCAUGAUAGCCCCUGCACCACCGAUGCUCACCUCGGUCACCGGUCCUAUCACCGAUGAGGAAAAGAAAAAGUACGAAGAGGAGCGAGUGAAAUUAUACCAACAGCUCGAUGAGAAGGACGACGAGAUUCAACGUGUCAGUCAAGAGCAUGAGAAGCUGAAGGCUCAGGUCUUGUUGCAAGACGAAUCGAUUCAAGCAAUGCGCGAGAAUGAGGAGACGUUGCGUGAAGAGCUUGUUCGCAUUCAGAAGGAAAGCGAUGACAAACAGAAUGAGACCAAAGAAAUGAUUUCUGCCAUCGAAGACAUCGCCGUCCAACUUGAGGUCCGAAACGCCGAAUAUGAGAAGUUGAAGAAGGAGCUUGAAAUUGUCAUGGAAGAAAACCAACAACUAGAGGACAGUUCAAGCCAAGCAACAAGCGCUCUCAAUGCGCAUCUAGACGAGUGUGGUCCGAAAAUCAAGCACUUCAAGGAUGCUAUUUACAACAUCAUCCGCGAGUACGUCAACCAGAAUGAUGUCCUUCCCGAUCAUGAACUGCUCAACCACAUGCGAAUCGGAGUCUCCAAGCUGUUCAGUGAGAACACAGCAGCGAAAGAGAUGAACUCAGCUGAAGCUCAAGCGGCUGAGAAAAAGCUCGAAGAAAUGGACUCUGUGAAGGGCCAAGAUGCAAAUAAGUUGAAGCAGUUGCUGGUGAAAGAUCAGGCAGCCAGAGAAUUGAAACCGCUCACCGACAGAGUCAACACGGAACUCGCUACUUUGAAAAACUUGAAGAAGGAGUUUGUCCGAUUGAUUCUCUCGCGAUGCCAGGCUGGCCUUGACGUAGAAGAGGAUUGCCUUUCUGGCCCUGCUCAAAAACAGCGAAUCCAAUUCCUUGAGAACAAUUUGGACAAACUCACCAAGGUGCACAAGCAGCUUGUUCGCGAUAAUGCUGAUCUUCGCGUGGAACUACCAAAGAUGGAGGCGCGUCUGCGAGGAAGGGAGGACCGCAUCAAGCAACUUGAGACGGCUCUACGUGAGACUAAAGAGAGAUCACAGCUUGAGCGACGAAAGUAUCAGCAAGAGGUAAAGGUGGAGCGCAUCAAGGAUGCAGUCAGACAGCGCAAUCAACGCCGUCAGAAUACUCCUCAAAUCGUCAAGCCAAUCCGCCCUGGACAGGUUUACUCGCCCUCGCCUGCAAUGGUCGUCGGUACACCAAAUCUCGCGCCACGACCAGCCAAUGCUACUCAAAUGAAUGGUGAGACAUCGCCAGAUGUCGUUCUAUAG